Messenger RNA from Colletotrichum phormii, 1202 nucleotides. RefSeq lists its product as uncharacterized. NCBI's taxonomy places the organism in Eukaryota, Fungi, Ascomycota, Sordariomycetes, Glomerellales, Glomerellaceae. Bases 18 to 1202 code for a protein of 394 amino acids. The transcript is spliced from 7 exons. The record is from RefSeq and is a predicted model, not a curated record.
CUCCUAGCAUCCCAGCCAUGCCAGUGGUGAACGGCGUGAUCACUGUUCUUUCGGCUCCUGAAGGCUAUGUGGUCAACUUCGAUGAUCCCCAGCGACAGGCUGUACCCGAAGCUUACUAUGUAGCUGGAUUCGGCACCCUUCUCAGUGUCUUGCUCAUGGCGCAAAGGCUGUACACGAAAGCCUUCUUGAUCGGUCGGCUGCAGUGGGACGAUGUCUUUCUUCUUUUGGCUUGGUUCACCUCCAUCGCAACGAUUGGAUUGUGCGUUCAUAUGUUCGCAUAUGGGUCGGGAGGUGUCCACGGAUGGGAAAUAUCCAUCGAAAAGUAUAACAUCUACAUGAUAGAUGUCUUUCUCGCGGCCGCCAUCUACACCCUCUGCGGAAGUUUUGCCAAAGUCUCUCUCCUGAUCUUCUACUUCCGACUAUCCCCCCAAAGAUGGUUCAAAAGAGCCGUGUGGAUUUCUCUUGCAAUCAUUGCCGGUUACAGCAUCGGUAUCUUCAUUGCCCUCGUCUUUGCCUGUGACCCAAUCGCGAUGAGCUGGGAUGUGACCAUCACGGAAGGCACAUGCAUCAACCGACCAUCGUUAUACAUUGCGACCGCUGCGGCAAACAUCAUCUCGGACUUGAUACUCUUCGCCCUCCCGCUACCAAUCGUUGUGAAGCUACAGAUUCCACGUCGACAAAAGAUUGGCUUAUUCUUCAUUUUCGCAGUCGGGUCACUUACAGUUGUCACAUCGAUUGUUCGCGUUUCUCUUCUCCCAGCCAUGCUUACGAGCAUGGACCAAAGCUGGGUCAUCUCAUGGGCUAGCUUGUGGAUUAUCGUUGAAGCCAAUCUGGUCGUUAUUUGCGCCUCUCUCCCGACCCUACGCAAAUUCUUCCGACAUGUCGCACCUAAGAUUAUCGGCGAAAGCACAUAUGGCAAGGGAAAGACUGUCGGUGGUACUGGGAGCAAACCCAUGUCGCGAAUGACUAUUGGUGGAACAAAUGGAACGCGAAAUCGAGCCGAAUACUCGCAGUUUGAUCGAGAUAACAACGGCGAAGCAUUUGUGAUGGCUAGCAUGGGACCUAACAAGCCAGUGACUAUCGCCACUGGCAAUAGCGAGAAUGAUCCAACAGAGGAUGAUUCAUCAGAAAAGGCUAUCAUGCGAGGAAACAACAUUGUCCAAACAAAGACAAUCACUGUGGAAUACAGCCCGAAGCAGUGA